ACUACUGUAACCCUAGAAUCCUCCGUCUACCGGCAUUAUACGCGCAGAAAGCUCCUUAAACCGUUUCACUAGGGUUUUGUCGGGAGAAAGAGAGGAGGUACGAAAAUAAACCUGUAGCAGUCGUCUUCGAUCUGCAACCAUGGUAAACGUCCCAAAAACAAAGAAAACUUACUGCAAGCACAAGCAGUGCAGGAAGCACACUUUGCACAAAGUUACCCAAUACAAAAAGGGUAAAGACAGUCUCUCUGCUCAAGGAAAACGCCGUUAUGAUCGCAAGCAAUCUGGUUAUGGUGGACAGACUAAGCCAGUUUUCCACAAAAAGGCCAAAACUACAAAGAAAAUUGUUCUAAAGCUGCAAUGCCAGAGCUGCAAACACUUCUCUCAGCAUGCUAUCAAGAGAUGCAAGCACUUCGAGAUAGGUGGAGACAAGAAGGGGAAGGGAACAUCUCUGUUCUAAAUACUUAGUUGCUUAGCUAGGUUGCUUAAGUAUUAUUAUUAUUUUUAUUUUUAUUUUUAAUUCAUUUCCGUUCUAAAAACUCUUGUUCUGUUUCAAGUCAUUGGCUGUUACCAAUAUAUUUGUUUAUUGAGAUUUUGGACCAAAUUUUCAGUUUUCAUAUGAGAGCUUUUCUGGCUGUGUAACUUGAGAUGGCACAAUUUUGGACCUUUUAAAUCCAGUUAUUUUUUCAA
Molecule: messenger RNA, 687 nt
Organism: Dendrobium catenatum
Lineage: Eukaryota; Viridiplantae; Streptophyta; Magnoliopsida; Asparagales; Orchidaceae
Product: 60S ribosomal protein L44
Exons: 4
Coding region: 140-457 (105 amino acids)
Biological process (GO): translation
Cellular component (GO): ribosome; cytosolic large ribosomal subunit
Molecular function (GO): structural constituent of ribosome
Source: RefSeq, a predicted model, not a curated record